AUGGCGACAAGCAGAGCAUCUACCUCAAAGAAAGGCAACGAAAGGGACCCUUUGGAGGCAUUGAUUAUUUCGCUCCAUGGAAAUUUGGGCCAAAAGCAUGAAGCGAUUAAAGUCAUGGUUGAAGCAUGUGGUGCCCUUCUCGAAGAGCACGAGAUGAGGGUUGAUAAAUGCACCCAUCUCAUUACGACAGAGGCAUAUCUCAAGAAGAAAAGUCUGCCUUCAAAGAUUCGAGACGCAGCCUCCAAGGGCUGCGAAAUUGUCACCCUGGAAUGGUUGCUCCGGUCUAUCCAAAAAGGAUAUAUCAUCGACACCAAAGACUUCAAGCUAGAGACGACCAAAACAGCUAGACUCAGACUGCAAGCGACGACAGUCAAAGUCCCAAAGGAAUUUCGGAAGCUCAUUGUGGAUGAGACAUUCCCCGGUUAUUCAGAGGGAUUUACUGUCUGGGUCCACAAAGAAGUCUUCUGGGAUGCAACCCUGGUUAGACUCGUGGCUCAAAAUCUCGGAGAAACCAAAUCUCAACUUGUCGUCCGUCGCAGUCAGCUACUUCAUGAUCCAAAGGCAAAUAAAUAUUACACAUUCAUGGUUGAGAAGACGGGGGAAAAGGUUUCUCAAUCCAGCCUUGUAGGUCAAGGUAAGCUGGAACAAGCCAAAGACCUCUUUCAAGGGAUAUUCUACGAUGCUACCGGUCUUCAUUGGGAGUAUCGUCACGACGACCCAAAGAAAAACAAAUUCAUUUACGCCGAGUGCAAUUUUAGCGACGAGGAGGCCAGUCUGUCUGUCUUGGGUACCAAAACCCAUAAACCACAUCCACCCGCUAUUAAAGCCGUCCUCAACCUCAUCAUUGAACCCGGCUCGGAAAAUCAGCUAAUUAAACAAUGCCUGAAAAAGAACGCUGGUGGCCCUGUGAUGCUUGGUAAGUCGACAAUGAGUAUUCAUCAGCUACGUGUUGGUAUAUGUCUCUUGAAGCAGCUGCUGAAACGUCCAAAACUUGCGAAUGAAAUCGUGACUGGGACGGGGCCUGCAUCGAGUGUGCUUAAAAUCUAUCAAUGCCUCAUCGGCUCUGUGGAAAGUAAAAGUCCAGCUUCUUUAGAAUGGAUUCAGCGCGAGCAAGACUUUUUGUCAUACCUCCGCAUUCUUGCAAUGGCCUCCCACCCGGGUCUGCCUUCUGGAUGGGCUGAAAGUCGACUCUCACCACAUUUGCAUCGACUUCUGGGUCUCAAACACAUGACGCUAGGUGACUAUGUCUCAAAAAUUUCAUGA
Molecule: messenger RNA, 1263 nt
Organism: Penicillium odoratum
Lineage: Eukaryota; Fungi; Ascomycota; Eurotiomycetes; Eurotiales; Aspergillaceae
Product: putative poly(ADP)-ribose polymerase PARP
Exons: 4
Coding region: 1-1263 (420 amino acids)
Source: RefSeq, a predicted model, not a curated record